Molecule: messenger RNA, 3955 nt
Organism: Limulus polyphemus (Atlantic horseshoe crab)
Lineage: Eukaryota; Metazoa; Arthropoda; Merostomata; Xiphosura; Limulidae
Product: glutamate [NMDA] receptor subunit 1-like
Exons: 19
Coding region: 248-3124 (958 amino acids)
Biological process (GO): monoatomic ion transport; chemical synaptic transmission; regulation of membrane potential
Cellular component (GO): synapse; neuron projection; NMDA selective glutamate receptor complex
Molecular function (GO): NMDA glutamate receptor activity
Source: RefSeq, a predicted model, not a curated record
CCGGUAAAUACUGUACAAACGACUUAGUAAGAAUCGGUAAUGGUAGAACUCGAGCGUCGUGGAAGAUGCUGCAUCUCCUGUGCUCCAAGAUGAAGAAAAAAUGAUAAAGCUUGUGCAGCGUUUGAGAAUGGUUCAGCCAGUCUGUACAUAGAAACAAAGGUUAACGAUGAUCAUCACACUGUCCGAAAGAUCCAGAACUGGAAUAUUUUUAUGACGGUGUUUCUGUGUUCUCGUGGUCAGUCCAAGAAUGCCACAUGCUGUCAAGUCGGGAAUCUUUCACUGGAAAAAGAAACCGGCUCUUCAGUAUGGCGUCCAGAUGGCGCUGCAAACUAUCGUUUUUUGUAUUUUGUUCUCCGCCCAGCAGCACGAUGGCUCUAUAGGUGGCGUUGCUGUUGCCUACGAGAACUCCAAAAUUUUCAAGGUUGGUGCAGUACUCAGUAACGGUGAUAAUAUUGCUUACUUGUAUCAAGUGGUCGAGGAUAUAACCUAUGAACCUGAUAUCCUGCCACCAGGUGUUACUCUACACGCGGUAUUUAUACCCAUGAACCCAAAUCCUAUUCGUACAGCCCAGAAAGUGUGUGACGAUUUGAUAUCAGCGACGGUACAUGCUGUUAUUAUCAGUCACCCGAAUUCAGGAGAACUCUCUCCAGCAGCUGUGUCAUACACCUGUGGUUUCUAUAAUAUUCCUGUCAUUGGGAUUAGUUCCAGGGAUAGUUCUUUGUCUGACAAGAAUCUUCAUGCAUCCUUUCUUCGGACAGUCCCCCCUUACUCCCACCAAGCAGACGUGUGGAUAGAGCUUCUGAAGUUUCUUCAUUAUAAGUGUGUCGUCUUCAUACAUAGUUCAGAUAAUAACGGAAGGUACACCUUGGGCAGGUUCCAGAAUUUAGCAGAUAAAGCCAAGAUUAAGCUGGACGAUGUCAUCGAAUACGAACCUGGAUUUACAGACAUCAUUCAGGAUUUGGAAAAAACUAAAGAUUUGCAUUGUAGAGUGUUUAUUUUGUAUGCAAACACUGAAGAUGCUGAAUCAAUUUUUCGUGAAGUGGAACAACUGAAAAUGACUAGUUCUGGAUUCAUCUGGAUCGUUUCUGAGCAGGUCCUAAUGGCACCUAAUAAACCAGAUGGUAUAUUAGCACUCACGUUGGUCAAUGCCUUAGAUGUGAAAGGCCACAUCCGUGAUAGUAUUUACAUCAUUGGAUAUGGCUUAGGAGAGCUGAUCACUAAAGAAAACAUCACGAGUGCCCCAGAUAGUUGUGGGACUGUCGGAAGAGCUUGGGAAACUGGAAAAAAAUUUGUAGAGUACCUAAAAGCCCAAAAACUUCCUGGAAAAACAGGAAGAGUAGCCUUUGAUGAGAAGGGAGAUCGUCUUAACAGUGACUAUGAUAUUGUAAAUGUUGUAGAUGGCGAGACCGUCAAAGUUGGAGAUUACGUAUACUCUAAGUCUCAAAUGGACCUGAAACUCAACAUUAGCGACAUCAGAUGGCCUGGAAACCAAACAACAAAGCCUCUAGGGUAUAUCGUCCCUACCCAUUUAAAGGUGGUCACAUCUGAAGAAGAACCUUUCGUAUGGGCCAGACCCGUUGAAAGCGAUGAUGAAUGCAGUGAAGAUGAAAUCCUCUGUCCACGCGCUAACAGUUCAUUGCAACAAACCUACUGUUGCCGGGGUUACUGUAUGGAUUUACUGAGAAAACUGGGAAAUGAUUUGAACUUUACCUAUGAUCUUUAUCAAGUCGAAGAUGGCCAGUUUGGCAGUUUCGAAUACGUUAAUGGAUCUAAGAAGAAAUACUGGACUGGGAUGAUGGGAGAUCUAGUGUACGAAAAAGCAGACAUGAUUGUUGCCCCUCUCACUAUCAAUCCUGAGCGAUCCCAAGUUAUUGAAUUUACUAAACCUUUCAAAUACCAGGGAAUCACCAUACUUGAGAAAAAGCAACCGAAAAGCUCCACGCUAGCCUCAUUUCUUCAACCGUUUGAACAAACACUCUGGAUUUUGGUUAUGGUUUCCGUCCAUGUUGUUGCAUUAGCGUUGUACCUAUUAGACAGAUUUAGUCCGUUUGGCCGCUACAAAUUACCCAACAGUGACGCUACAGAGGAAGACGCUUUAAACCUGUCCAGCGCCAUCUGGUUUGCAUGGGGAGUGUUACUAAACAGUGGCAUUGGAGAAGGCACCCCUCGAAGCUUCAGUGCCAGAGUCUUAGGGAUGGUGUGGGCAGGAUUCGCCAUGAUUGUUGUAGCUUCUUAUACUGCCAACUUGGCUGCGUUCCUCGUUUUGGAUCGUCCAGAGACAUCACUUACUGGGAUUAAUGAUGCCCGGCUUCGUAAUCCCUUGGAAAACUUCACUUACGCCACAGUAAAGGGAAGUGCAGUCGAUAUGUAUUUUCGACGCCAGGUGGAGCUUUCCAAUAUGUACCGAACUAUGGAAGGAAAGAACUACGACACAGCAGAAGAAGCCAUUGCUGCUGUUAAAUCCGGAGAACUGAAUGCUUUCAUCUGGGAUUCUUCUCGAUUGGAGUAUGAAGCUGCUCAAGACUGUGAUCUGGUAACAGCAAGGGAACAGUUCGGCCGGUCAGGCUACGGAAUAGGCUUACAGAAGAAUAGCUUCUGGGCUGAUCAAGUUACUCUGGCUUUGUUAGAGAUGCAUGAAAGUGGCUACAUGGAGGACUUGGACAACAAAUGGAUAUUGUCUGGGGGUGACAAAUGCGACAACAAACAUGAGAAGUUUCCUGCUACUCUUGGUUUAAAGAACAUGGCGGGGGUUUUUAUUUUAGUCGGUGCGGGAAUUGUUGGAGGUGUAGGCCUAAUCAUCAUUGAGAUCAUCUACAAAAAACAUCAGACUCGUAAACAGCGCAGAAUGGAAUUAGCUCGUCAUGCUGCUGACAAGUGGAGAGGGACUGUAGAGGAAGAUGAACCACACCCCAUACCUUUUGUCCCACCCCCUUCUCCUUUCCUGACAAACGAACGCUCUCCAUCCCCCAUUAUUGCAAGACCUUUAGCUAAAGACAGCCUACAGGAAACAAGACAAAAGUCCCCUUAUCGUUACUCAGAGUUGUGGAAGCGACAAUCUGAACUAGGUAGGGUUCUACUUUCUUUAUUUUUUUAUACUUUCAGUGUUACUUUGUUCUUGGUAUAAACAUUGUCGUUAUUUAAUUUUAUGUUAAUUUAUUUAAUAGAUUUACGUUAUUCAAAUUUUACUUUUUUUGCAUUUCAGCAUUUACCUUUGUUUUUAUGUUUUCACAUUUAGGUUACCACGGUAAUUAUUCGUUACUUAACUUUAGUAGCUCUAGGGGAUAUGAUUUUGAAAGCUCCGCUGUUCUAAUUCAAAGCACAGCAAAACAAAACCAGUGAAACUGAUCGACAUGCUUAUCAUUUAAAACCACGAGGAGUUAUUUCCCAUAGAUCCUUCAUUUUAUUGAACGACCAACUGCGCUAGCUCCAACUGGUUAUAAGUAUUUACUUCCCUUUAUGUCGCUGAUCUGUUCCAUUUCACAACAUGGAUGUCAUUUUUUCACACAGAGUUUUAAUUGUGAAUAUCAAGGGAACCACAUUAAUCACUUUGUUUAAUUAAAGGUGCUAACUGCGAUAAAACAAUGUUAUUAUAUAACAAACCGUAUUCUUAUACAUAUAUGUUCAUUUAUUUUAAGUCGAAAAUGAUCGCACAGUGACUAAAAAUGUCGAGCAAUUGAGCUCAAAAUUAGAGAAAUAGCUGAACUACUUGAUAAGCUGUACAAAUUUCACUUCGCAAACGGGAAGCUAGCAUGAAAAACUUCUGUCGAAAGAAGAGAGUUUCGACUUUCAAUUUUUAAAUUUCACGGUUUUAAAUUAUAUGUACAAAUAGCUGUCACUAUAUAUGUAUACCGUGUGACAGUUACGUAUAUCUUACUGCCAUCAAUUAUAAAUGCCAUUGUCACAUCUAGGAGAUUUAGCUUAGUCCUAAAUCCAUAUACUAAAUUAAUAAUGAAAA